Botrytis porri is the source of this 480-nucleotide messenger RNA. RefSeq lists its product as uncharacterized. The transcript is spliced from 2 exons. The coding region runs from base 1 to 480 and encodes 159 amino acids. Lineage: Eukaryota; Fungi; Ascomycota; Leotiomycetes; Helotiales; Sclerotiniaceae. The record is from RefSeq and is a predicted model, not a curated record.
AUGCCCUUAUUGCCGUUCCAAGAUCGAUCGCUUGAAAACAUAGUGCCAUAUCCUCGAUUCCGAGUCGAAGAAUCGCAAACGAAAUCGAAAUACUUGCUCGCGAAACCCUUUGCGGAAACUGAACUGGGCUAUGAGGAGAUGGAGAAGAAGCAGAGAGAGGUAAUGGAGGUUGUAAGUUUGGUGGGGGCUUGCAUUUGGCGGGUUUCGGAAGAGGAUAGAAAAAAGUUUGUAACACAGCGAAGGCAGGAACGCGCUAGGAAAGUGAAUGGGUCGAUUGAUGGCAGUACUUGUGCAAGUGGUCGUAAUGCGCUGGAUUGGUGGUACAAUGAUUUGGGGGAUAACAGAGAAGACAAUACAGAGGUCGGUGGUUCUGAAUUCUUCGGAGGUAUAUUCAAGUGGGCCAUUAUGAUGACUUUGUCGAUAGUUAUACCGUCGUCAAUACCAUCCACAUUCGAUAGUAGAAUGUUUUUGGGCAUAUAA